GUUGACUGUGAGUGUGUGUCGAGACUACACAGUGUAUCAGUGUGUUUGUGUGUGUCCCGAAGUGAAGAAGUGUAAUGAUGAAAAGCAGGAAGAGAGGAGGAGAGUGAGUCAGGCAGAAAAUUAGAGUCUCAGGCGAAGCAAUCAGUGAAGAGCUAAACGCCGUAACUCAGCGCCUAAGAAGAUAAAGAAAGACAUUAACUUGAAAUCGUAAAGCAAGGGAUCAGGGACGAAAAAGGCGAGCAUAAUAUUAGAGAGAGUGAAAGAGCGGAGGAGGAGACUGGGAGGAGAGAUAAGGAUAGAAAAGAUAGUGUGUGAAAGAAAAGCAGAAAGAAAAUAGAAGAAUAAUGAAAGAAACACAGAAAAAUAGAUAAACAGAAGGAAAAGGAAGAAGAAAAACGAUCGAAGGAAAGAAAAGUGAAUAAAUAAAAAGAAAGAAAAGAAGAAAUAAACCAGAUAAAAAUAAGACUGGGAAACUAAAUACACACACACACGCACCGCCACAAUGUUCAGGAAGGUGGAGACAGGCACCAUCGUCAUAACAGAAGUGGAGGAUGUUGCCGACUCGGGAGGGAUCGCCGCUGCCCCCUACUCCACCGCCCCCACAUCAAACGCUAUGGGCGGGGGCGAGGGGCAGGGGGGGCAGGGAGGGGAAGGAGAGUCCACGGAUGAUAAAAAGCCACUUGUUGGUAAAAAACGUAUUUCGUGGCGCGAGCUGCUGAUCUACAACAGGUGGAUGCACAUGGUUUACCUGCUGCUGCUUUGUGUCAUGCUGGGCCUCAUCAUACCCUACCUCCUCGCCUCGUUUGCUUUCCCCGCCACCAUCAACAACGCCAGAGGAUCCUGCGCACUGAACAUAUCCUACAGGUUUGACUGCAUGCCGGCAGGACGCACGGUACCCGAAGAGGCAGAGUGCCAUAGCCUAGGAUGUUGCUUUGACCACAACAGCAAGGACCUCUACGCCCCCACCUGCUUCCACUCCAUCCCUUCUGAGUACGCUUACCUCGCCUAUAACGUCAACACGACUUCUGGGGCCUUUAGAACUGCGGCCAUUCCUGACGGAGGCCCAAGAGGAGGGGUGAGGAGGGUCUACAGUCUGAGCGAGGCAGGGGAGAUCACGCUGGAACUCACGCCGCUCAGGGAACAGACCAACCUGGGAACUGAGGCGUGGUCGCUGCGGGCAAGGGUACAGUUAGGCGGCAGCGAUGGUGAUGUGGUGCGUGUGGCCAUCUACAGCCCCGAGCAUGAUGACUUCGUGGACGACUUCCCGGCCCAGAGCACCACGCCGCAUCAGCUGGAGGUGACGGUGACGCAGGAUCCCGGAGGUGACUUCAACGUGACGGUGACCCGGGUGGCUACGGGGGAGGACAUCCUGGAAACUGUGUUCGGGCCGAUGAUCUACGGCAAAGGCUACGCUGAGCUGACCACGCGCAUCCCGACCUCCCACCUCUACGGGCUGGGCCUCAGGAGGAACUUCGAAUUCUCCCCCAGCUUCAGUGAGAGGCCACGGUGGCCACUGUUCACGAAGGAGACGUUCACGAUGAGCGGGAACGUGAGUGUGGCCACGGGGAUCAGCGGGGCACAUCCCUUCUACAUGAACUUCGAGAAAACCCCAGGGUACAUGUAUGGACUGUACCUCAAGACUUCGGCCCCCGUGGAAGUAGGCGUGAUCCCCGUGCCUGCUGUGGUGUUCAGGGGCGUGGGCACCCUGUGGGACCUGCGGAUCAUGGCAGGACCCACCCCGCGGGACGUGACCCGGCAAUACACGGGGAUGGUCGGGCGGCCAGCCAUGCCACCCUACUGGGCUCUAGGCUACCACCUGUGUAGAGCUGCAUCUGAGACUGACUACUCCACCUACGACAAGGUGGUGGAGGGCAUGAUAGAGAAUCAGAUCCCCUAUGAGAGUGACUGCAUCGACGCCAGACUCAACUAUCCCGGCUCCUUCACGCCCCUGCCGACGGAGGUGCAGCAGAGGGUGGCGGCGCUGCGGGGGGAAGGGAGGAAGUUCACGCUGGCUCAGUAUCCCUUCGUCACCUACGGCAGCGGCGCCUACAAUGAGAGCUCGCAGUUCCUCUUGAGGCACAAUGACUCUACGGAUUACUACGGGUCUAUUGAGGGUCAGGCUGUCGGUUACCCUGACUACGCCAACGAGAAUACACUUCCUCUUUGGCUGACCGCUUCGGCUGACGUGAGGAGCUUAUACGAGGCAGCUGACGGGGUGUUUCUGCUGCACAACACACCGCUCAACGAAGCCACGCUGAACUACACGAGCUGGAAUGGUACCGGUAACUGCUCUCCCAGCACCCCCCAGUCCUGCUGCCCUGACCUCGCCCUGCCCUUCCUGCCCCAGGGCGUGGAGGACAUCAACAACCACUCCCUCUGCGUCGCCCUCGUCCAUCCGUCUCUCAGGGGCGCCACACACCUCCGCCUCCACAACUCCUACGGCUACUACCAUCACAGGAGGAUUCGGUCGCUUAUGCAGGAGAUAACGCCAAAGUCACGCCCCUUCGUCACCAGCCAGUCAACGCACACAGGCUCGGGGGCGGAGGGGGCGGCUUUCGGGGAGAGCUUUGGCGCCAACUUCAUCGAGCAAAAGGUGGCGCUGGUGCAGGUGUUGGAGCUGGGCCUGUACGGGAUGUCGCUGGCCGGCCUACCCAUCUGUGGCAGCAGGAAUGAUACAAGUGGGUCAGUGAGGAGCGAGUGGUGCCUCCGUGGCCACCAGAUGGCAGCGUUCUGGCCCCUCAUGGUGAGCCACUACGAGCACGGCCACCAGGCGAGGAGCCCAACAGACUUCGACAAGGCCUUCUCCCACCAGCUCGCGGUGUUCAUAAGGAUGCGGUACACGCUGCUGCCCUACUUCUACACCCUGAUGUACGAGGCCACCCAGCAGGGGACCCCCGUCGUGCGCCCCCUCUUCUACGAGUUUCCCGAAGACGCCGGGUCCCGCAGUGUGUCCAGUCAGUUCCUGGUGGGCUCCGGACUGCUGGUGAGUCCCGUGCUGCAGUCCGUCGGGGAGCAGGACAGUGUGGACGCCAACCUGCACUUCCCGCCCGGCCGGUGGUACAACUUCUUCUCGGGUGCGACGGAGGCUGACGGAGUGAACAGCACCGACAACGUCAUCCCGACACUGCUCGCCGACGUGAACGUGCACGUGCGUGGCGGGGCCGUGGUGCCGCUGCAGGGGAACUUGCACGAAUGGAUUAAGACGACGGAGGAUUCUCGCGCCUACCCCUUCACCCUCCUCGUCGCCCUCUGCUGCAACGCCUCCUCCAACACUUCCUCCUCCUCCGAUAUUGUGGACGGCCAAUGGGGUGAGUCUGGGAGUGUAUGUGUGUAUGUGUGUGUGUGUGUGUGUGUGUGUGUGUGUGUGUGUGUGUGUGUCAUCCUCGUGUCUGCUAAUUUCUUUUAUAUAUUAUUUUCCUGUUUCUUUAUUUUUCAUUCAACAUUUUUCUCCUGGUUGUCUUUCUCCCUUCUUCAUCUCGUUUUUCAUAACUUUUUUUAUAGCUCCUUUGUUCCUAUGUCGUCACAUUCACAGCCAUGA
This is a messenger RNA of Eriocheir sinensis (Chinese mitten crab), 3538 nucleotides long. RefSeq names its product probable maltase-glucoamylase 2. Gene Ontology annotation, molecular function: alpha-1,4-glucosidase activity; carbohydrate binding. The transcript has 14 exons. Gene Ontology annotation, biological process: carbohydrate metabolic process. The record is from RefSeq and is a predicted model, not a curated record. NCBI's taxonomy places the organism in Eukaryota, Metazoa, Arthropoda, Malacostraca, Decapoda, Varunidae. The coding region runs from base 503 to 3538 and encodes 1011 amino acids.